Molecule: messenger RNA, 2349 nt
Organism: Phragmites australis (common reed)
Lineage: Eukaryota; Viridiplantae; Streptophyta; Magnoliopsida; Poales; Poaceae
Product: pentatricopeptide repeat-containing protein At3g58590-like
Exons: 1
Coding region: 188-2173 (661 amino acids)
Biological process (GO): RNA modification
Molecular function (GO): protein binding; RNA binding
Source: RefSeq, a predicted model, not a curated record
CACUUCAGCUGGUCACUGCAGGCACGGUCGGCCCAUCCCGCAGCCCACCAAGCCUCGCUGCCAGGCGCGACUCGGCGACUCCGUUCCGCCGAGAGUGCCGAGACCGCGCGAUUCAACCCACCUGCGCCGCGCGCCUCCCGCGGUCCCGCCACCUCCUCCAUGCCGCGCCCGCCGCCUGCUCGACGGGAUGCCGCGCCCGAGCUCGCCGCUCUCCGCUUCCCUCUUCAACUCCCUCAUCGCCUCCCGCGCCCGCGCGGGCCGCGCCGCAGACGCCCUCUCGCUCCUCGCGCGCAUGCUCGCGGCCGGCGUCGCCCCGACCGCGUUCACCUUCGCGCCGAUCCUGUCCUCGCCCUCGCUCAGCGCCCGCUGCGCCGCGCAGCUGCACACGCACAUCCUCAAGAGAGGGUUUCUCCACGGCGAGCCGUACUCGGGAACCUCACUGGUGGGGUACUUCGGGCGGAGCGGACGGUUCGAUGACGCGCUCAAGGUGUUCGGGGAAAUGGCUGUAAGGAGCGUGAUCACCUGGAACUGUCUCAUCUCUUCGUUCGUGCAGUUUGGACGCGCCCACGAUGCCGUGUUCUGGUUCAGGGGGCUUGUGCGAAGCAGCGAUGGCCUGUCUGACGGCUCUCUUGUUGCAGUGUUGCCUGUCUUUGGGUCGCCGGAGCAAGUUCAUGGUCUUGUGAAGAAAAUUGGAAUGGAUUCAUUCUCCACAGUUUCAAAUUCCUUGCUGAAUUCGUAUUGUGCAUGCUGUAGUAUGCAUAUGGCAGAGAAAUUGUUCGAUGAGUUGAUGUUUAGAGACGUGGUUUCUUGGAAUACAGUGAUAACCAGUUUUGCUAGGAGCAACGUCCCAGAGAGAGCUUUUGAGCUUUUCUUGAGUAUGCAACGUCAAGGUGUUUUGCCAAAUGAAAUGACAUUUGCCAGUGCUCUUUAUGCUUGCACCAGUUUGAAUGGACACGAGCAUGGGAAGUUUAUUCACGCAAAAGCUAUCAAGCACAAUCUCAGUACUAGUGUGUUUGUAAACACUUCACUGGUCGAUUUCUAUGCAAACUGUAUUAGUAGGAGGGAUGCUCAUAAAGUUCUUGAAGAGAUUCCUGAUAAUAGCACCACAUGUUGGAAUGCUCUGAUUUCUGGUCACUCAGAUAGUGAUGACUCAACUUCUUUCGUUAUUCUGAGAGAUAUGUUACGAUCAGGGAUUAUACCGAAUGAAGUUACCUUUUCUUCAUCUCUCAAGGAUCCAUCACUUUUGGAUCUCUGGCAGAUUCACUCAUUGGUCACAAGAUUGGGUCAUGGUGGUAAUGACUAUGUUUCAAGUGCUAUCAUAUCUUCGUAUGCUUCUCAUGGCAUUGUUUCUGAUGCCUUGGCGUAUGGAGUUGCACUGGAUCCUGACUCUUGUAGUGUUUCCAUGAAUGUUUUAGCUGGGGUCUAUAAUAAAGCUCGUAUGUACCAAGAAACUAAGGAGCUACUUUUACAUCAGCAAGGUAGUGAUACUAUUUCGUGGAGCAUACUUAUCACUGCUUGUGCACGGAAUGGUGAUUGUGUCGAGGCUUUUGGAUUUUUUAAACAGAUGAGACUUUUGGGGCAUCAUUUUGAUAACUAUGUAUUUGUGAGCUUGCUGAGCAUUUGUACAAAGAACAACAGCCUUGAUCUCGGUAAGUUGAUUCAUGGGCUUGUCAUCAAGACCAGUUCUGGCUGCUCUGACACUUAUGUUGAUAAUAUGCUGCUAGAUAUGUAUGCUAAAUGUGGUAGAAUUGAAGACUGUCUGAAAGUCUUUGAGGAAAUGGAAGAUAGGAACCUUAUCUCAUGGACAAUUGUGAUUUCUGGCCUUGGACUUAAUGGUUUUUCUCAUAAGGCCUUGGCAUGGUUUAAAGCCAUGGAAAAGGAUGGCUUGAAACCUGACAAAGUAGCAAUUCUAGCAGUUCUUUCAGCUUGUAGACAUGGUAGACUUGUGCAGGAGGGAAUGAAGAUAUUCAAAAAUAUGAAAGCUGAUUAUGCCAUUGAAGCUGGGAUGGAGCAUUACAUUUGUGUGGUGGACAUGCUGUGCAAGUGUGGUCAUUUGAAAGAAGCUGAGGUUGUGAUAAGAGGCAUGCCUUUCCGACCAAGUACUGUCAUAUGGCGCACAUUCCUCCAAGGAUGCAAAACAUAUGGUGUAAUAGAAACACAAGUGUUUAGGUAGUAUGGAUCAGAUGGAGUUCCGCUUGAUAAAAAAUGGAGGUGUGCCUUUUCUCAGAUGAAUCCAUCAAUUUUUUUGCUGUUAGUUUAAUAUUUAGAUUGUACUGGUUUUCAAGUUCAUUUUUGGUUGGCUUUGCACAUAAUGAAGAUACCACAAGAAUAUAAGAUCACCUCACGUCA